GAAGGGUUUGGAGUAAGACAUCUCUCUUUUGCAGUCCAACAACAAUUGAUGGCCACACUCUCCUCCAAUUCUUAUCUUCUCUUCUGAGCUAAUUUUACACUUUUUCACUUGUUUCCACAAACACUUUUUUAUGUUCUACAAUUACUUAUUACAAAUCCUUUUUCUUUCUUUUUUUUUUUCUUUUUUUUUUUUUUCUUUUUCAUCGCUGGUGCUACUGCUACCUGCUGCUGAUCUAUCGGCGAUGUAGAUCUUCUUCAUCAACACAAGUCCUAGAGAGAGAGAGAAAACGGCGCAUAAUAUGGAAUUUGAGGAGCACGAAGAGCAAGAAGAAGAAAUGGGCAUGCCGGUUCCACCGGCUUACGACUCCCUUACCAACUCAGUUCGUCCCAACACGGACCCCACGGCAAGCGGAGAAGGCGCAUCAACAACCAGAAAAACGGGAAUCUCAAUCAGAUAUCGAGAGUGUCAAAAGAACCACGCGGUGAACAUCGGUGGCCACGCGGUUGAUGGUUGUUGUGAGUUCAUGGCAGCUGGCGAGGAUGGCACUAUCGACGCUCUAAAAUGUGCCGCGUGUAACUGCCAUCGCAAUUUCCACCGAAAAGAAACUGACGGUGAAAAUACUGGAGUCUUAUAUCACCACCCACACCAUCCCCAAUUCUCCCCCUACUAUCGUGCGCCUCCACCACCCGCUGGAUAUUUGCAUCUAACGGCACCAAGACCGUUAGCUUUACCAUCAGCCUCAGGCGGUGGUGGUUACAAUAGGGAGGAUGAAGAUGUGUCAAAUCCAAGUAGCAGUGGUGGGGGCAGUGGUGGACUAAAAAAGAGGUUUAGAACAAAGUUUACACCUGAACAGAAGGAAAAGAUGCUAGGGUUUGCGGAGCGGCUCGGCUGGCGAAUUCAAAAGCACGAUGAGGCUUCUGUGGAACAAUUCUGUGCUGAGACUGGUGUGAGGAGGCAUGUGCUUAAGGUUUGGAUGCAUAACAAAAAGCACACACUUGGUAAGAAACCCUAAUUUCUAGAGGGAGAAAAACUAUGGGGAUGAAGAAAAUUGUAUUGUUAAUUUAUUAGUGAUAUAUGAUUAGGUUUCUUACCCUCUUUCUUUUUCUUUCAAUUUCAAUUUCAAUUUCAAUUUCAAUUUGGUUUCAAUUUAUUUUGUUUUAGUUUCUUUUCGAAUGGUGAGUGUAGGAUGGAUCAUUAUAACAUGGUGUUGCUUAGUACAUUGUUGCUGACAAUGGCCACCAUUGCUCAAAUCGUAGCUUUCUUUUUUUCUUGUCUUUGAUUUGAAAAACCUAAUCUAAUUCUCCAGGUAGUAGUGUUUUGAUAUAACUCUGCACAACUGCAAAGAGACGAUAAAAAAUGAAGAGAUGGAAUUAGAUGAAUAAUUUAGAAUGGGGUUGAAAUUUGUAUGAUGUUCAUGUGAUGGUGAUGAAAGAACAAAGAUCGAGAGAGUUCGAAAUCAAACGUGGUUAGCAUGCAAAGUUGAAAUCUUUAGUGUCCAUCCACAUCUGUCAUAUUCUCCUUCUUUCUCUCCUCCAUCUCGCCGCUUAAGGUUUAUUAAGUCAUUAUAUUUUGUUCUCUCUCAUAUUAACUUCUUUCAACUAAUUCCAUUUUGGAUUCUGAAACUCUAGAGAGUUCGAGUUGAAUAAAGCUCGAAAAAAACCCACCGAAAAGAGUUUUGACAACUGUUUAAGAAAGAGGUGAUGAGAUGAGGUGGAGAUAGAUAUGCAAAUGGCUGGAACUCAAUUAUGGUAUUCACACUCAUUCUUCCUCCUCCAUUAAUUGCCUUCUUUCUGCAAUAUCUAUCUCUCUAUCUUAAUUUCUGUGUGACUCUUAUGUACUCAUCUGUCACAAUUACUGAAUU
Molecule: messenger RNA, 1861 nt
Organism: Pistacia vera
Lineage: Eukaryota; Viridiplantae; Streptophyta; Magnoliopsida; Sapindales; Anacardiaceae
Product: zinc-finger homeodomain protein 2
Exons: 2
Coding region: 299-1012 (237 amino acids)
Biological process (GO): regulation of developmental process; regulation of DNA-templated transcription
Cellular component (GO): nucleus
Molecular function (GO): transcription cis-regulatory region binding; DNA-binding transcription factor activity
Source: RefSeq, a predicted model, not a curated record